Andrographis paniculata is the source of this 3071-nucleotide messenger RNA. Its product is annotated as putative ion channel POLLUX-like 2. The transcript has 25 exons. NCBI's taxonomy places the organism in Eukaryota, Viridiplantae, Streptophyta, Magnoliopsida, Lamiales, Acanthaceae. The coding region runs from base 213 to 2882 and encodes 889 amino acids. Gene Ontology annotation, biological process: monoatomic ion transport. The record is from RefSeq and is a predicted model, not a curated record.
AAACUACACAGGGAAGGAGAGGAGAGGAGAGGGAGAGCAGCCCAAACCCCAUGUGAAUGUGAUGUGCAGUUCAGGCGGCAACCAAUGAACCCAUCACCAGACCUGCUCUGCUCCUACUAGAUUCCUUUCGAUUCCAAUUAAUCCCAUCUCAUCUAUCAAAACAUCCAAAUCGUGUUGUACAACGACGAUGACAACAAUGUCGCUUAUCGAUUAUGUUCGAGAGACCAAUCUUGUGUUUUCAGGGGUCCCUCCACUUUCCUAUGGCUUCUGAGGCAUGCGUUUGUCUGGGUGGGAAAUCCACCUCCAACGAACAAAGGAACAGUGAGGAGAUGCUGCAAUUGCACGCCUUGAGGCCGUGGAUUUCAUCCCCAGGUUCAGAAUCGAGUUGGAUUUAUUAUAAGAGAAAGUCAAGGCUACUUCCCCAUGGAUGGAUCCCUGUUUCGAUCAUUCUUGUAGAUAAUUUGUUAAUAAACAAUACAGAAAAAUGGAACGCAAGUACGAGAAUCUCAUGGAAGUUGGACCGUCGAAUGAGAGUUAAUAGUUUGAGCAAGCUGAAUUGUAACCCGACGGAGAUUGAUUCAUGCAAUGGUUUUAAGGCUGCACAGGUUUGUGGAGCUAAAUUCAUGAUGGCAUCCCUUUCGUCAUGUUUUAGAUCAAUACUUCCAAAUAGUGAAGAUACAGUGAUGAAAGCACUCCAUGAAGCAGUCACCUAUGCAAUUCGAACAAUUACAGCUUCAAAUUCACCCUUUGGUUGUAUGUCUAAUUCCCUUAGUAAGCCGGCGCCACUCCAUUUGGAUGUUUCUCUUCCUUCAUUGCAAGACAUCAAAUGGAAUUUUGCUCGACUAGCUUAUUUGUUCAACACGCAACUCGAGAGAAAUGUUGCCAUGAUAUUUAUCGUGCUCCUCGCUGCAUGCUUCUCAUUUGUCAUUAUUGGAGGCUUCCUCUUCUUUAAGUUCAGGGGUAGCACCCACUCUCUCGAGGAUUGCUUUUGGGAGGCUUGGGCUUGCCUGUGUUCAUCAUCUACUCAUCUCAAACAACGGACUCGAAUUGAACGUGUGAUUGGCUUUGUUCUUGCAAUAUGGGGCAUACUAUUCUAUUCCCGGCUGUUGAGCACGAUGACUGAACAAUUGAGGAACAAUAUGCACAGGAUCAGAGAAGGGGCACAAAUGCAAGUUUUAGAGGCAGAUCAUAUAAUUAUUUGUGGGGUUAAUAGUCGUCUCAGCUUUAUAUUGAAGCAGCUGAACAAGUAUCACGAAUUUGCCAUUCGCUUGGGCUCUGCUACUGCUAGAAAACAACGUAUUCUUCUUUUGUCUGACCUUCCAAGGAAGCAGAUGGACAGAGUAGCGGACAACAUGGCCAAAGAUCUCUAUCAUAUUGAUAUUUUAACAAAAAGUUGUAGUCUAAGUUUAACAAAAUCCUUCGAGAGAGCCGCAGCCAAUAAAGCACGCGCUAUAAUCAUAUUACCAACCAAGGAAGAUAGGUAUGAAGUCGACUCCGAUGCAUUUCUAUCUGUACUUGCUCUUCAACCCCUUGCUCUGAUGGGCUCUGUGCCUACUGUAGUCGAGGUUUCUAGUCCAAAUACAAGCGAGCUUUUGAAGUCCAUCUCCGGCUUGAAAGUGGAACCUGUGGAGAAUGUUACGUCUAAGUUAUUUGUUCAGUGCUCCCGGCAGAAAGGACUUAUAAAGAUAUACAAACACUUGCUCAAUUAUCGAAAAAAUGUAUUCAAUCUAUGCAAUUUUCCUCAUUUAGAAGGACUGACUUACAGGCAAUUGAGACGCGGGUUUCAAGAGGCCGUUGUAUGUGGUCUUUAUCGAGGUGGACAGAUUUAUUUUCACCCAAAAGACAAUGAAGUUCUGAAAGAAACUGACAAGGUGUUAUUCAUUUCGCCUGUGCAUGGGAAGAAGAAACCGCAGCUCUCAUAUCCACAAGACGCCAAAGAAUGUAUUAGCAUAAUCAGUAACUCGGAAACUGCUACGAAAAACAGCGAAUCUCCCCUGAAUAGAGCUCGCGAUGUUACAAAAAGGCUGGAAAGUAUUGUCAGAAGACCACAAAGAUCGCGCUCAAAGGCAUCCGAUUGGAACCUUGGACCGAAAGAGUAUGUACUAGUGGUGGGAUGGCGCCCCGAUGUCGUACAAAUGAUUGAAGAAUACGACAACUAUCUUGGACCUGGCAGUGUGUUGGAAAUAUUGUCGGAGGUUUCGUUGGAUGAAAGACGAAAAGCAUGCGAGCGUGCUGGUCAAGGAAAGCUGAAAAACAUAUCCGUGUCGCAUAGGGUCGGAAAUUCUAUGGACUAUGAAACAUUGAAGGAAACCAUUAUUAACAUUCAACGGUCCUUCAAGAAAGGCAAAGAUUUCCCAUUUUCAGUUGCUGUAGUUUCUGCUAAAGAGUGGCAAGUUGGAGAUCCAUCGAGAGCGGAUAAAAACUCCGCGUAUUCACUCCUCCUUGUUGAAAAUAUUUGCGGUAAACUUGGAAUAAAGGUGCAAAACCUUGUUGCCGAAAUUGUGGAUUCAAAAUUGGGGAAACAGAUCACACGGUUCAGACCAUCUCUCACGUACAUUGCAGCCGAGGAAGUAAUGAGCCUCGUGACUGCUCAAGUGGCUGAAAACAGCGAACUAAACGAAGUCUGGAAAGACAUCCUAAACGCCGAGGGAGAUGAAAUAUACGUAAAGGACAUUGGCCUGUACAUGAAACCGGGAGAGAAUCCGUCGUUCAACGAGCUAUCAGAGCGCGCAAAUCUUCGAAGAGAAGUCGCAAUUGGGUACAUCAGAAACAACAAGAAGGUCAUAAAUCCGGUUCCAAAAUCCGAGCCCCUGAGGCUCGACUCGACGGAUUCGUUGAUCGUGAUAUCGGAGCUCGAAGGAGAACAACCAGUAGUUGUGUAAUGUUCAUUUUUCUCCAUUUCUGGAAUGGGAAGAAGCCUUCAUCUACCUCAGUGUGCCUAUCUUGUUUCAAUAUAUUUAAAUUAUAUAGUAUAUUAUAUCCAAGUAAAUACUUUUACUUUUUUGGUCGUCCAAUUAUAUACUCAAAUAAUUGGAUACGAGUUUUAAUAAAAAUGAACCAUCAUUUUUUUA